AGUUUUAUGUCACUCCAUUAUUUGGUAUAUAUGUCAGUCAUAAGUUCUCCAUAAACUUUUGGCUUUUUCUCAAAAUCCUUCGUGAAAAUUGCUUAAUCAUGUACAUAAACAUUAUAAAGCUGCCCCACCACUUGCUUACAAAAAAAUGCCAACGAAUCCUAUCAGUAAGAUCGUACACUAAAGAUGUCCCCAAUAAGGGCUCAAAAGGAACUAACCGGGCUCAUAAUUCAACGAAAACCCUUAAUAAGCUGAACAUUUUAGGAGCGGUGGGAAUCACUUCCGCUCUUAUAGCUUCUUAUUUGAUAGUAAAAAGACCGUUUAAGGAUGAAAAUGGUGAUAUGGUAAAGGUCGGGCCUCAAAACGCAUCUCUGCUUCUUGCGAAACCUACUAACAUUGGGGAAGGCAAUCCGAAAGAAGAACAUUUAAGGGAACAAUACAACUUCAUUAAGAAAGUGGUAAACGAAUGUGCAAAUGCGGUCUUCUACUUAGAACUGAGAGACCCCAAUUUAAAAGAUCUGGAAACUGGUCAGUCUAUUGUUAUCUCCAACGGGUCUGGAUUUAUUAUCAGUGAGGAUGGAUGGGCGCUUACGAAUGCGCAUGUAGUCUUAAAUAAGCCACAAAGUACCAUCACUGCUAUUAUGAGAGAUGGGAGAAGUUACAACGUUAAAGUUGAAGAUGCUGAUAUGAAUAUUGAUCUAGCGCUACUUAAACUAGAAGCCAAUGAAAAAUUACAUAGUUUGCAGUUUAGUGAACCUGGUGAUACCGCUGUUGGUGAAUGGGUGGUAGCCCUGGGAAGUCCACUAUCGCUCAGCAACUCUGUUACUGUAGGGAUUGUAAGCAGCGUAGAUCGACCGGCAGAAGAACUGGGACUCAAAAAUUACUCAAUGUCCUAUAUCCAAACCGAUGCAAGUAUUACAUUCGGCAACUCUGGAGGACCGUUGGUAAAUCUGGACGGUAAUGUCAUUGGAAUAAAUAAUUUGAGACUUACUUCUGGCAUUUCUUUCGCUAUACCUGUUGAAUAUGCCAAAAAAUUUCUGGAGAGUUCAAAAUUUCGUACUAAAAACUCACCGAGUACUAAAGUUGGAAAAUCUCUAUUUGGACUAACGACCAUCUCGAUCACUCCAGAAGUUUUAGUGGAUCUGGAUAAGGAAUCCUCGAAUUUGCCUAAAGAUAUGACACAUGGAUUGCUAGUUUGGAAAAUCAUACCUGGAACACCAGCACAUAAAAGUGGCUUAGAGGUCGGAGAUAUAAUAACUCGUGUAAAUGGAAUUCCAAUACAAAAACCUGUGGAAUUGUAUAAUUUUAGCUCAUCCAGAAGUGCACUAGUCAUUGAAAUAAUUAAGAAAGGAAAAAAGAAAAAUAUUGUAUUAAAUGUGGAAUAAAUAAAUAUAUAUUUUGUUAACAAUAUUCUUUUUGGAAAGCUUUUUAAAAGCUUCUUGAAAAUUUUAAAAUAUAGGUUGUUUAUAUUUUA
Molecule: messenger RNA, 1471 nt
Organism: Anthonomus grandis grandis
Lineage: Eukaryota; Metazoa; Arthropoda; Insecta; Coleoptera; Curculionidae
Product: serine protease HTRA2, mitochondrial-like
Exons: 6
Coding region: 99-1382 (427 amino acids)
Biological process (GO): programmed cell death; proteolysis; positive regulation of apoptotic process
Molecular function (GO): protein binding; serine-type endopeptidase activity
Source: RefSeq, a predicted model, not a curated record